AUGGAUUUAGGUUCAAUUCCACAUGGAAAAUUUUUAACAUUUUGUAUUAAAUUAAAUCAAUUAAUAACAACAAGUCAAAACUAUCCACUAUCAAUUAUAGCUCAUGAUAAACACAGAUUUAAUUUGAUAUUAGAAGAUGAUUUAUUUAAAAAUAAAUUUUCUAAAUUAAAAUCAUUAACAUUAUCAAACAUAGAUGCUAAAACUAUAUAUUCUCUGAUAUUUGAUAAAACAACAAAAUUAAAUCAAAGCUUAGAACGAUUAAGUUUCCUAGAUGAAAUCAGUAGAGAAAUUGAAGCAAGCAAUGACAUAAAACGCUUAUGUGGCAGUUUGAUAUCAUCAAAAAUGAAAUCAUUAAAAUAUUUGAAAUUGAAUUUUAUACCAUAUUCGACUUGGACUGGAUGUGAAUGUGGUUGGCAUACAUGUUCAGAUUACAUUUAUUUAGAAUUUGUUAAAUUAGCAGAAAGAGAAACAUCAUUAAAUAUAUCUAAUCGUUAUUAUGCUACAACAACAAUAUAUUUUCAUACAUUGAUAACAGAUUUAUUACCAUGUCUACCAAAAUUAAAAAAUUUACUUAUAAAUGCAAUUCAUUUUGAAGAUUACGAAUGGCGCCAACGACAUAAGGCAUUAUCAGCUACAACAACAAAUUCAAUUUUAUCAUUAAAUUUAAAAGUAAUUAAAGUCUGGAUUAAUAGUGACUAUGAUGUCGGAAAUAAUAUGGAAAAAUAUAUAAAUUUAGUACGAAAUUUCUUUAUAAAUAACACCUCGUCUCACGUUGCAACAAUUAAAAUAUUUAAAAUUAACAAUGUAAAUGUUUUGUAG
Messenger RNA from Rotaria sp. Silwood1, 819 nucleotides. NCBI's taxonomy places the organism in Eukaryota, Metazoa, Rotifera, Eurotatoria, Philodinida, Philodinidae. The record is from the annotation of a GenBank genome assembly.